UUGCCAUGUGAAUUAAAGCUGCGCAAACGCGUCAACGGAACGGACAUCCAUCCUACUAUUACGAUGCUACGAGAAACACCAUAAAAAGAACCUCGCGAUAAUCGAUGCGACCCAGCAAUAGUUUUGGACCGACCAAUUGACCGUCUUACGAUCACUCGUCUCCAUUCCAAGGUGAUCUUCGGCCAGCAGGUCCCGACAUGCCUGAGCACCGCAACCCUUCCAGCGCACAUGUAGAUGCCCCCACCGAAUCACCGGACAGUCAUGACCAUGAAUGUCUGAGAUUGCUCUCCAGAUCUCCCCAUCCGUACCAACACCGCAAUCUAGACCGGUUCUCUCUGGAUGGCAAUUAUCCCCGAUCUGCGACUUCCUUCCCCGCCGUCUCAAGGGAACCCACACCAACGAGCGACAGCGGCACCGAGGCCGAUGAUGAACACUUUCUCAAGGGCCUGCCAGCUCCCAGAACGAGAGCGCAUAAGGGUUUGCGUGGGCGCAAUGAGUUACUCUCCGGAACAUCGACUCCGCUUCCAUCGCCAGCGCUGUUGGAAGAAGACCCAAGGAGGCUCUCGUACACACCGUCCUCCCUGAGGAAGGAUUCUACACCAGGAAAGGACGCGCGAGUUCUGCUCGAUUCAUCAUGGCGGACAAAACGGACCAAAGAGGUUGUCAGGCGGCUCACCGAAGUUGUAAUUCUCGGGUCUCUGGGCGCAGUAGUUCAAGCAAACGAGCAUGUCCGGCCCGUUCUGUCCAAGUGGCGCAUAGAGCUAUACGUUAGUUUGGGCUCUAUGGCCUCAUUGGUGCUGCUAUACCCGUUGAGAUUGGUGGUUUGGGGCUACCAACGUCGGUCAUCUUCUCGAAAGCUACCACUUUCGGUUCCAUCUGCGUUCGACCCGGCACCACUCCUAUACCCACCAGCCAUCACCCUCCUCGUGGCUUCGCUCAUAUCCGUUGAUAAUGAAGCCAUCCUUCUCCCCAACAUCGUCCUUGUCCUCUGUUCUCUCCCAUCGUCUUUAUUCCCGGCUCCCUUCAACAAUGAGGUUUGCAAUCCAGUGCACUGGGCCAUAUCUUGUGUGCCACUCUUCUUGUCGGGACCUGCUGGUCUCAUGCAAAAGGCAUCGAGCAGCAAUAAUGCGAAUUCUCAACAGGCAGUUGUUACGCCAGAAACUGCUAUUCUCUUCUACCCACUACAUCGUUACUUCUGUCAGACUUUACACACACUCACAACGACAAGUCUUCUGCCGGCAGAGCUACAGCUACUUUCAGUGACACUAAUCAACGUUCUGUUAUUGUCUUCAUCCCCGCAGGCAACGAUCCUGAAGGCCAUGCUAUGGGUGGGCGGGCUUCAAAUUCUCGUCCUUUGCAGUCAAGUCGUCAAAUGGGGCAUCGCGUUGGCGCGUGUACCAAAAUGGCGCUUCAGGCGUGCCGCAAGCCAGUCAAAACGCAACUCAUCAUUCCUCUACACUGUCAUGUCCUGGAGAAGAGUCCGUCACGAUUUGUUCCAUGCACCCAUGGACACCUCAUCCUGCAGCUCAUGCGAGGCCUUCGAUGAUCCAGAGGAUAGCGAUGAUAUAAGAUCAGCGCCGCCCAAAGGCCAUCGACUUUAUAAGUCUGGGACUUUUGAUGGGGCAGAUUCUACUGGUUUCGAAGGCAGCCAGAUGCCCGGCCUAGACGUUGCGGCUCAGGAGGCACGAGUCAGCCUUGCGGAAGCAAAGACAGUAUUUGGACAUUUCAGGAGGCAUACGCUCCCUGCCAUUGAGAAUAUACCCAAGAAAUCGCACACCCACACACCCUCGGGCCGAAAGAAGAGAUCAGCCUCCUCUUCUGUUCGGGCGUUUUUCUCCAUGACCUAUGAGCAGGCCACCACGAGGAAGUGGGUCUAUGCUUUCUACAUCUACGCCUGCAUAUUUGCCGCUGUCUUCCUACCUCAUAAAUUGGCUGGCGUGAAGGAGUUUGUGCAAUACAAUGCGCUGCACGGCUACGAACCCGUGGGAUGGGCACUGGGAUACCUCUUUGGAGACCUCCCUUGGUUCCGCAUGGAGGUACUGAGCAGGAACCUAGAAAGAUGGAUCUGUCUGCCAUCACGUCUGGAUGAGGAUCACGUCGAAGCGUUGCAACUGGGUUGGGUUCAGUAUCUUCGACAGGUCAGGUUCGGAGAGGCCAAUACGCGCCUUGUUUUGAGCGCAUAUUUCCUCUUUGUGAUCGCAUGUGGACUCUUGGUGGUGUUCCGACUGUCGCCCAUCUACGAAGUGGAUACCCGUCGGAAAGUUUUCCACUUCAUGAUGGUGGCCAUGUUCCUCCCGUCCAUAUACAUCGAUCCAACGUUUGUGGGCUUGGCACUGUCCAUCGUCCUCGCCCUGUUCCUGCUGCUCGAUCUGCUGCGAGCGAGUCAACUUCCACCCCUGUCAAAGCCUUUGGCAUACUUCCUGGCGCCGUACGUUGACGGUCGGGAUCUCCGCGGUCCAGUCGUCGUCUCGCAUAUAUUCCUCCUCAUCGGGUGCGCAAUCCCCUUGUGGCUAUCCCUCGCGUCCCUUCCGCGAACCGGCACGGGCUUCCUCGAGGGCUGGGAAGUGCCUACACGAGAAGUAAGCAUGGUAUCGGGCGUCGUUUGUGUCGGACUCGGCGACGCGGCAGCGUCCCUCAUCGGCAGGAGGUACGGACACAGGAAGUGGCUCUGGGGCGGAGGCAAGAGCUUAGAAGGCAGCGUGGCGUUUGCGCUCGCGGUGUUCGCGGGACUGGUGGCGGCUCAGCUGUGGUUAAGGAUCGGAGGAUGGUCGUCUCCGGGGGCGGGUCCCGACCCUUGGGGCGUCACGUUUCGGAAAACGGGCGUCUGUGCAAGCAUGGCCAGCCUUACUGAGGCGGUCCUUACGGGAGGUAACGACAAUGUGAUAGUCCCGGUGGUCCUUUGGACUUGUGUCAAAAGUCUCGGCGUUUAAGGCAAGUGGCAGAGACAGGACAGGGCAAAGGUUGUUUUAUUUCAUUUCAUUUGCGUGACUGGUUGGUCCAGAGGGAAAUGACAUGGCAUGGCUUGACAUGAAAGACAUCAUAGCGAUAUGGAAAUGGCACAAUAAAGAAAGGCUUAUACCAGGUCUCGAGGGCUGGAGACCAAAUAAUAGAGACAGAGACGCUGAUAUGACGGACGGACAGGGCUUUCAUGGUGGAAUGAUAUAAUUUACGACCACGUCAGACAUCUUGUAUUUUUUACUUUUUAUUUUCUGAACCAAUGUGCAAUGCGUCUAGUAGCCCGUCCACACCUCUAUAGACAAUCCAAACCACGUCCAACGAGAUGUGAUGUACUCAGCGC
Pseudomassariella vexata is the source of this 3298-nucleotide messenger RNA. RefSeq lists its product as uncharacterized. The coding region runs from base 198 to 2930 and encodes 910 amino acids. NCBI's taxonomy places the organism in Eukaryota, Fungi, Ascomycota, Sordariomycetes, Amphisphaeriales, Pseudomassariaceae. The record is from RefSeq and is a predicted model, not a curated record. Gene Ontology annotation, molecular function: dolichol kinase activity. The transcript is spliced from 2 exons. Gene Ontology annotation, cellular component: endoplasmic reticulum membrane. Gene Ontology annotation, biological process: dolichyl monophosphate biosynthetic process.